GACGCGAGGGGUCACGUCAAAGCCGCGUAGACAAAGGGCGGGCGCGCGCACGUCCUUACGCACGCUGGGCCGCCGGCGGCGGGCGAGGGCGGGACGUACAGUGGCCACGGUGCUUGGGAGUCCCAGAGCUUCGCGGUCGCUUUGGCAACAUGCAAGAUACUUCUUGCCAGGAACCCAGGUCACCAAUGAGAAGGGGGCAUUAGGAGGAAGAAGAUCCAGAGGAAAUCAAUGCCAGCCGCGUCUGGAAUUACACUCACCGCAGGCAGCAUGAGACAUUCUGUGCCAGCAUCUGUGUCCUCCUGGCAGAGAUCAUAGCUCUCCAGGUAGGAGGGUCCUGGAAGCCACAUGCGCCAGGAGCCUCUCUAGAGGAAGAAUGGAGCGAGAUGUGAACUCUCUACAGUGAACAGUUUUUAGCUUAUGAAGGAAUUUGAAAUUGAAACAGUUAUUUAAUUUCUGAAUAUCCACGUCCAGUAGCCUUCUGUGUGAAGUGCCAGCCCUCCCCUCCUGGAGUUAUCAGGAUUUUUCUGGCACCAAGACAGUCUCUUCUUGGUACUUCUGGCAAUGACGGAUCUUCGGGACAGAUUUAUCUGCUGAAUGCUCUUGGGCAGGAAAAGGACUUCUGGAAGCAGUGUAGGGAGCAGAGCAGUGAUCCCUGCUUAACUGCUCUUUCACAGAAACUCAGCCUGGCCUUGAAUGCUUGAAUUGAAGACUGAUCCUGCCUUGUUCACCUCCAACGUGAGGCAUUUGGAGGCUGCCUCCUGUGCCUCUUUAUUUAUUUAUUUUUUAUUAUUAUUAUUUUUUUUAACUUUCAUUCUACUCCCAAGUUUUCUCCUCAGGCCAUCCAAUAAUGGAGUUUACCAUCCUCCAGGGCCUUGCUUUUGUUCUCAGGCUGGUGCUGUCUGAGAGGACAUUCUGAAGGCCGUGGUCUGUGUUUGGGGAGGAGGGCGUUGGCCUCGCUGGGAUCCUCCACCAUGUUCCUGUUGCUGCCUUUUGACAGCCUGAUUGUCAACCUUCUGGGCAUCUCCCUGACUGUCCUUUUUACUCUCCUUCUCGUUUUCAUCAUAGUCCCGGCCAUUUUUGGAGUCUCCUUUGGCAUCCGAAAGCUCUAUAUGAAAACUUUGCUAAAAAUCUUUGCGUGGGCUACCUUGAGAAUGGAGAGAGGAGCCAAGGAGAAGAACCACCAGCUCUACAAACCCUAUACCAAUGGAAUCAUUGCAAAAGAUCCCACUUCUCUAGAAGAAGAGAUCAAAGAAAUCCGUCGAAGUGGUAGUAGUAAGGCUCUGGAUAACACUCAAGAGUUUGAACUCUCUGACAUUUUCUACUUUUGCCGGAAAGGAAUGGAGACCAUUAUGGAUGAUGAGGUGACAAAGAGAUUCUCAGCAGAGGAGCUGGAGUCUUGGAACCUGCUGAGCAGAACCAACUAUAACUUCCAGUACAUUAGCCUCCGGCUCACUGUCCUCUGGGGACUAGGGGUGCUGAUUCGUUAUUGCUUCCUUCUGCCACUCAGGAUAGCUCUUGCUUUCACGGGAAUUAGUCUUCUGGUGGUGGGCACAACUGUGGUGGGAUACUUGCCAAAUGGGAGGUUUAAGGAGUUCCUGAGUAAACACGUUCACCUGAUGUGUUACCGCAUCUGUGUGAGAGCCCUGACAGCCAUCAUUACUUACCAUGACAGGAAAAACAGACCUAGAAAUGGCGGUAUCUGCGUAGCCAAUCACACUUCUCCAAUCGAUGUCAUCAUUUUAGCCAGCGAUGGCUAUUAUGCUAUGGUAGGUCAAGUGCACGGGGGACUCAUGGGUGUGAUUCAGAGAGCCAUGGUGAAGGCCUGCCCCCACGUCUGGUUUGAACGUUCUGAAGUUAAAGAUCGCCACCUGGUGGCUAAAAGACUGACAGAGCAUGUGCAGGAUAAAAGCAAACUACCAAUCCUCAUCUUCCCAGAAGGAACCUGCAUCAAUAACACGUCGGUGAUGAUGUUCAAAAAGGGAAGUUUUGAAAUUGGAGCCACGGUUUAUCCUGUUGCCAUCAAGUAUGAUCCUCAGUUCGGUGAUGCCUUCUGGAACAGCAGCAAAUACGGCAUGGUGACGUACUUGCUGAGGAUGAUGACCAGCUGGGCCAUUGUUUGCAGUGUUUGGUACCUGCCUCCCAUGACCAGAGAGGCUGAUGAAGAUGCUGUCCAGUUUGCAAAUAGGGUGAAAUCCGCCAUUGCCAGGCAGGGAGGACUUGUAGACCUGCUAUGGACAAGAGUGAGCUUUAUGGUAGAAAGAUGGGGAAGCCAGGAGUUCAGGGCCAUUCUCUGAAGUCAUCCUACAGACAGUGUGGGGAAUGCCCUUGUUUCUGGGAUGGUGGCCUAAAGAGGGAGAAGGUGAAGGACACAUUCAAAGAGGAACAGCAAAAGCUAUACAGCAAGAUGAUUGUCGGGAACCAUGAAGACAGGAGCCGCUCCUGAGUCUGCACCUUAUGCUGGCGGGAGCCACACAGGCCCAAAUCCUAACCUGAGAGCCAGCUGGAGUUGGCACCACUACCCCCCACCCCCCCCACCCACCCCCCCACGCACCUGCUACAUCCUUUCCAGACUCCAGGGCUCUCUGGGCUGCUCAGGAUCCAGGACUCCAGCUCCUUCAGAGCCGCCCCAGGACCGCUGGGCUUGCAGUCUGAAGUGAGCGCCGCUGGGUAUCACUGCCCAGGACAAGAGGCCUUCUUGUUUUUCUUACAAUAAGACCAUUGGAGGAUCGCCAUUAAAGUCAACUCUGCUUGCACACAUGUGGGCUACUGGUUUGGGAAGAACUGGCCCCAUUCCUGUUUUCAGACAUUUGGCUGUUAAGUCUGUUGAGGAGGCCCACAUGCUAGGGGCGUGGCUGAGGUGAGGAGAGGCUUGGCCGGCAGGGCAGGGUGACUUGCUUCAGCCUAAAUGCCAUGCCCCCUUCCUCCCCAGCCUCAGAACUCUGAAGAAACGUUUUGGAAAAACAAAAACUAGCAUUGGGGGGGGGGGGGAGGAGGUGCUUCAACAGAAUGAAGUUGUGAAUCCCUGAGCCGCUGCCCCCAAGGGGAUGGGAAGAGUGAGUUCACCACCAACUGUGUGGUAGGACCCAAGAGUCCUUUUGCAUUCAAACUCCAGUGCUAACACUGAACUCCCAUGUGACUUGCUCCUUGUUAACAUGUGCCUCAGUUUCCCCAUCUGUAACCUGGGUGGGGGAAGGGGGAAGGGUGGUAAUACCUACCUCACAGGGUUGUUGUGGGGAUUAAAGUGCUACUAUAAGUGAAGGACAAGUAAAGAUCAGUAUUCUCAGUACACGUCUGUGAAGUCAGCAUGGCAAGGUCCGAGUUCAGAGCUGCUCCACAGGGCUUUAGCUUUUUUGUGAGUAAAUAAAAUUGUCUCUGAUGGUGAA
Messenger RNA from Erinaceus europaeus (western European hedgehog), 3383 nucleotides. It is a transcript of the gene GPAT4, whose product is annotated as glycerol-3-phosphate acyltransferase 4. The record is from RefSeq and is a predicted model, not a curated record. The coding region runs from base 972 to 2294 and encodes 440 amino acids. Gene Ontology annotation, molecular function: glycerol-3-phosphate O-acyltransferase activity. Gene Ontology annotation, biological process: triglyceride biosynthetic process. The transcript has 14 exons. Lineage: Eukaryota; Metazoa; Chordata; Mammalia; Eulipotyphla; Erinaceidae. Gene Ontology annotation, cellular component: endoplasmic reticulum.